Messenger RNA from Amphiprion ocellaris (clown anemonefish), 1713 nucleotides. Its product is annotated as alpha-1-antitrypsin homolog. NCBI's taxonomy places the organism in Eukaryota, Metazoa, Chordata, Actinopteri, Pomacentridae. The record is from RefSeq and is a predicted model, not a curated record. Gene Ontology annotation, molecular function: serine-type endopeptidase inhibitor activity. Gene Ontology annotation, biological process: negative regulation of endopeptidase activity. The transcript has 5 exons. The coding region runs from base 157 to 1413 and encodes 418 amino acids.
GAUAACCAGACAGCCAGAUAUCUCUCAGCACAGGACGGGGGAGACGUGUCGGUUAAUGUUUGACCAAACUGUCAGCUGACUCUCAGAGGUUCUGUAUAAAACGGGGGGAUUUCUGACAAACUGCCUGCAGCAAAGAGGACAUUAAAGGUUCUAAAGAUGCAGAGUAUCUUUGCAAUCUGUGCAGUCGUAGCGCUGCUGCUGGCUGCAGUCUGGGCGGACCACCACGAGCACCAUGAUCACAACCAGCACCACCACCACGAUCACAGUUCUGACCACAGCCAUGACGGCAUGAUGAGCUGCCACAAGCUGUCCCCUCCGAACGCUGACUUUGCCUUUGCCCUCUACAAAAAUCUAAAUGCCAAGCCUGAGGCUGGAAAGAACAUCUUUUACUCACCACUGGGCAUCUCCACCGCCCUGUCCAUGCUGUCUACAGGGGCUGGUGGUGACACCCACAGCCAGCUGUUCUCCACUUUGGGCUAUGGCACCUUAAACCAGAGUCAGGUCAAUGAAGCCUUCCAGCAUCUUUUCCACAUGCUUGACCACAGCCAGGAGAACCAGAAGCUGGAUGUUGGUAAUGCUGUCGCAGUGCGUACUGGUUUCGAGCCUCAGCAGCAGUACCUGGACGACAUCAAGCAGUACUACUCCGGGGACAUCUUCAGAGUUGACUUUACAAAACCUGAAGAAGCUGCAGCCUUCAUCAACAGAAACAUUGCAGGAAAAACUCAGGACAAGAUAAAAGACAUUGUGAAGGACUUGGACCCUGCAAUGGCCAUGGUGCUGAUCAACUACGUCUACUUCAGAGGACAGUGGGAGAAACCCUUCGACGGUAACCGCACACACAAGGCAGACUUCCAUGUGGACGAGAACACCAAAGUCGAGGUGGACAUGAUGAAGAGGACGGGACGCUACGACUUCUACCAGGAUGCUGACAACCACACUACCGUCAUCCUGCUGCCGUACAAAGGAAACACCUCCAUGAUGAUCGUUCUGCCCGAUGAAGGCAAGAUGAAGGAGGUGGAGGGACACAUCAGCAGGGAACGCAUCCAUCACUGGCACGACUCGCUCUUCAGGAAUAGUGUGGAUCUUCACAUGCCGAAAUUUUCCAUCUCUGCUGAUGCCUCCCUGGAUAGCACACUUAAACAAAUGGGAAUAACAGACGCAUUUGGAGACGACGCUGAUUUUUCUGGCAUAUCUGAAGAGGUCAAGCUAAAGGUGUCAAAGGUGUCCCAUCAGGCUGUGCUCAGUGUGGAUGAAACGGGAACCGAAGCUGCAGCUGCCACCACUAUCGAGAUCAUGCCCAUGAGCAUGCCUGAAACCAUGAAACUCAACAGGCCCUUCAUGCUCUUCAUCCUGGAGCACUCGACCAGGAGCAUCCUCUUCAUGGGCAAAAUCAACAACCCCGCAGCCGUGUAGAGACGCCCAGAGAACUCGUGUUACGUUUACGCUCUGCAGUAGGUCUUUGUAGCUUCAGGACAAAGGUGACGUUAGGACCACCGGGGGAAUGAUGAACAAGACAACAGAUAUAUCAUCAAGUGACAGCAUCUCGGUUUACACAUGUCUAAAUACAUCAUUCUAGAUUGUAUCUGACUGACUGUUUUAUAUGAUGCAGUUAAUGAAGAAACAUGAACAUUAGAAAGACAACCUGUUAUUGUACUGUUUCUGUUUCAACGUGGUUCAACAUGAAGUGAAAUAAAGACUUGUCUUGAACUGGUA